ACUAGUCCACUACUAUCUAAGCUAGCAUGGCCAUGAUGAUGCUAGCGCGCAACCUGUGCUCUCGUCUCCGCCCACCGCUCGCCGCCGCCGCGGCGUUCUCGACGGUCCCCGCGGCGUCGGCGGCCGCAGCGGAGGCGGAGAGGUCGAUACGGGACGGGCCGCGGAACGACUGGAGCCGGCCCGAGAUCCAGGCCGUCUACGACUCCCCGCUCCUCGACCUCCUCUUCCACGGGGCUCAGGUCCAUAGAAAUGUCCAUAAAUUCAGAGAAGUGCAGCAGUGCACACUUCUUUCAAUCAAGACUGGUGGGUGCAGCGAAGAUUGUUCUUACUGCCCUCAGUCAUCAAGAUACGACACUGGAUUGAAGGCUCAAAAAUUGAUGAACAAAGAUGCUGUCUUAGAAGCAGCAAAAAAGGCAAAAGAGGCUGGAAGCACCCGUUUUUGCAUGGGAGCUGCAUGGAGAGAAACCAUUGGAAGGAAAACAAACUUCAACCAGAUUCUUGAAUAUGUCAAGGAAAUAAGGGGUAUGGGCAUGGAGGUCUGUUGCACACUGGGCAUGAUAGAGAAACAACAAGCUGAAGAACUCAAGAAGGCUGGACUUACAGCAUAUAAUCAUAACCUAGAUACAUCAAGAGAGUAUUACCCCAACAUUAUUACCACACGAUCAUAUGAUGAUAGGCUGCAGACUCUUCAGCAUGUGCGUGAAGCUGGAAUAAGCAUCUGCUCAGGUGGAAUCAUUGGUCUUGGUGAAGCAGAGGAGGACCGGGUAGGGUUGUUGCAUACACUUGCCACCUUGCCUACACACCCAGAGAGUGUCCCUAUUAAUGCAUUGGUUGCUGUAAAAGGAACACCUCUCGAGGACCAGAAGCCUGUAGAGAUAUGGGAAAUGAUCCGCAUGAUCGCCACUGCUCGGAUCGUGAUGCCAAGGGCAAUGGUGAGGCUUUCAGCGGGCCGAGUACGGUUCUCCAUGCCAGAGCAAGCUCUCUGCUUCCUUGCUGGGGCCAACUCCAUCUUUGCCGGCGAGAAACUUCUCACAACCGCGAACAACGACUUUGACGCGGACCAGGCGAUGUUCAAUAUCCUUGGCUUAAUCCCCAAGGCCCCAAGCUUUGGAGAGGAAGAGGCGGCGGCAGCGGCGGUGGCGGCUCCUGUGUGCACCGAGAGGUCUGAGCAAGCUGCUUCUAUGUAGAAUGGCAAAACUAGAACUACUGUUAUUAUAGUUUGAUUUGAUCUGGUCCCUCUAUGAGGUGUGUGUGUGUGUGCAGAAGAGAAUAGAGCAAAGUGUGUGUGUGCAGAAGAGAAUUGAGCAACAGAGACAGAUAAGAUUACGGGAGAGAACGCAGGACUGUGAGAGAAUAUUCUUCUACGUACAUCGCUUUUCCUAUUACA
Messenger RNA from Zea mays, 1387 nucleotides. Its product is annotated as biotin synthase. Lineage: Eukaryota; Viridiplantae; Streptophyta; Magnoliopsida; Poales; Poaceae. Gene Ontology annotation, molecular function: 2 iron, 2 sulfur cluster binding; biotin synthase activity. The record is from RefSeq and is marked validated. Gene Ontology annotation, cellular component: mitochondrion. Gene Ontology annotation, biological process: biotin biosynthetic process.